GGCUUCCUCGGCCUUCUAACCCUUUAGCAUCGACAUUUCCUCCUGUUUCGCUGCUCCUGUUCAUUCACCCAAGCCAGGUUUCCCUCGUAAAUGUACACCUGGCGACUGCAGUUGCUGGGAACACCCGGCUGCUUUUCCCGGCACAGCAGCGAUUCCGGAGCACUGCGAUUCCCAGGUGGUAGUUCCUUUUUUCUCGCUUCUCUCUGCGUAUCCCUUUUACGCUUCGUCAAAGAGUUCUCCGCAGUUUUGCGCACCGCUUUCCCCGCUCUUUUCGGUAGUCGCAAUGGACCGACGACGGUCGCCGGCCGUCGGCCAGCGGCAGGCAUCACCCGGUCGGUCUCACACUUCUCUGUCGCCGUCGGUCUCCCGUCGGUUUUCUCCCGCGGAGAAAACUCCCCUUUCGCCUUCUGAUUGCGCGUCUGCGUCUGCGUAUCUGGAAGCCCCUAUUGUUCCGCGGCUCUCGCUCUGCAACGGCAGCGACGUCUCGUCUGUGUCUUGCGACUACGCCAACCGGGGCAGCACAGGCCAGCGUCGCUCCUCGCCCACCUCUCCCGCCUAUUCAGAACUUCAUUUCCCCCUAUCUUCUCCACAUUCACAUGCCGACGGCCAUUCAAUUGGACCGCUUUCUUUCGCCUCUGCCGCUUCUCUAUUACCGAGCGCCUCCCUCCUCCACGCAGCGAAAUGGACGACGGAAGUCUCGUCGGGUCUUGCAACCAAUUCCUCGCUGCCAAAGGAGGCCUCUCCACCUCGCGCCUUUCCCUCUGUGUCUUCCGAGUUGACGACUGAGACCUCUAGGAAACCAAGUCGGCUUUAUCCCUCGCUAGAGCCGCCUCCUUUGCCGCCUCCUGCCAUUGUGAAUCUGCAGGCCCCAGCGAAGGCAAAGCGAGGCAGCAACGCAGAGGCGACUAGGGAUGCUGACGCAGCUUUGUCUGCUCAGAAAGAAGACGAAAGCGAAUCCAGGGGAUCGCGAAGCCAUGACGGCGCGGUAGAAGAAAAGCCUCCCACGGAGAUGGGCGGAAAACCUGCGACAACGAGAGUUACCACUGCAUGCGAAGAGGAAGCGUGUACCGGAGAUAGGGGGCAAGACGAUGAAAAGGAAAACGUUGAGGACGGAAAUGCUCGCGUCGCAGGUCAGUCGUUUUCGGUGUUGCCGGCCAUCCUAGGAGCUCCUCAGUUUUCUUCAGGCAGUGGAAAACCUGGAGACGAGACUAGGCCCAAAGACGAAGACUUCGCCUCCCCCUCUCGUUUCUUCGGUGUCCCUACACCUCGACGAGGAGAUAACAGAGACGCAGACCUCCGAGGGGAGACAGCUGCGUCGCCCGUUGUCUGCCCCUUGGCUUUGUCUCCUUGUUUCUCUGGGAAUCUGCGCCGGCUGUCGACGGUCUCAGCAGCAUCGAAUGCGCCAGGAUCUCUUCUUAGGCAUCAUGUAAAGUCUCCCGCGAAAAACUCAUCUGUCCCCGAGCCAGUCUCGCUCCUUCGCGAACACACAGGUGCCUUCUUUUCUCGAGUCUCGCAUGCAGACCAGGUGACGCCGAGGCGGUCUCUGGGGAGCUGCAGAGCCGAUCACCGCGAGACGAUCUCUUCCGAGUCUUUCGAGGGCAACGAGGUUGUCGCUAGCACACUUGCCGUUCGGCAUGAAGAGAGGAAAGGAGAAGAGUUCUGCGAGUCCCUCCAGUCAUUCUUGGGGGAAAACGCUUCUCAGAGCCGGUCUGCUGACGGAAGCUCGUACUCAGCGUGCAGCUCUCCUCUCCUGCGUUCGCCUGUAUCUUUUCCCCGUUCUUCUUCCCCUCAGUCGUCUCGUUCCUCUUCGCCUCCCAAUCGUCGUAGUCCUCUCGGGGGUUUUUCGAGUAUUCAGUCUACCUUGGCCGGUACAGGUGCCGAGGAGCCUCGCAACAUCCCUUCCUCUCUGGGGAACGCCGGAGAGACAGCAGACGAACACACAGAAGACGGAGAGAACAGGAGGGAAGUCCUUCGUCAAGGCUACCACUAUCGCCCGGGGAGUCUCUCUGCGGCAUUUCGGGACUUGCAAGAAAAACAGGGAAACGUUCGCGACUUUUCUCCUUUUGCGGGUCGUUCUGAAGAAGGAAGCUCAAGUGUGAGCCUUCGUACGCAACCUGUCUCGUCACCCGACUCGGAACUCGACACCCCUGGAGAGGCCUCAGAGCAAAUCGAAGAAAAAACGAGCCAGCAGUCAGAAGCGAGAGAUCCAGGGGACGCGGGAGAAGAGACGAGAGAAGUUUCGCUCCUCUACGUUCAGGUGGAAACGCGUAUGGAGAGCGAAGAGAGGAACGGCGAGCUUUCGACUGUUGAAAGUCGCAAAGAUGUCUGGCUCCUGAAAAACAUGCGUUCUUCGCAACAGCUUAGAGAGGCGCAUGUCGGGCAGGAAGCCGAGACAGAGACAAGAAAGACAAAAGAAGGAACUGCAGAGGAGAGCAGAGCCGAUGAAGGAAAACCCGAGGAUAACAAAGCAGAAGAAGCCAACGCGGAGGAGGGAAAUACAGAGAACACAGCAGAGGAGAGACACUACAAAGAGGGAGGGGAAGGGUGCCAAAGAAAAGAGCGAAGCGAAGAGAGAGAAGGUGAGCAGUCUGUGAACGCUCAUCACAUCACGAGGGACUUCGCGACAGACUUCGAAGGGAGAGCAAAGGGAGAAAGCACGACGGAACAGGACUUCGAAUCGACCGCAGAUCGGGGGGAAGAGGCUCGAAUUCAAGCGCUGGCAGAAGAGAAAAACAAUGUCUCUGAAGAACACCCGGGUGAAAAGAAGGGAGAAGACGAAUGGUAUGACGUGUUGGACAGCUCGCUGGACGAAACGACCGCGCUGAACACCCUCAAAAACCGGUCUCCAUUUACACCUCGAAGGCGACGCCUCUUUCUUCGUCAGGCAGGCGCAGCCUCGGGUGUAUGGACACUGCACUCUCCGUCCGAAUCUGGCAGCAGAGACAGCCGAACAAGCAAACGAUGCUUUCUCGGAACGACUGUGAAAGCGCAUGCGGAAGGGAACGGUCGCGGAGACGCAGGCGAGGCAGAAGAGAGUCUGAGAGAUUCAGAGCAGGGAGGGGAGAUGCGAAAUGAGGGUACCGGCGAGCGAGAAAGGGAGAGAAAACAAAGCGGAAGCGACGGAGGCAAACAAAGGGGAGAGAUGGGCGAGAAGGGAAGACGAGCGAGCGCUCCAGAAGACACCCGACGUGAGUCGUGGUUUGGACUGAGUCCUUCUUCUCCGUCUCCCUCGCUGCCUCUCCCUUCUCGAAAGACUUCGACGGCUGCGCCUUCGUCGCUGUCGCCCGUACCUUCUCGAGACGAGGAAACAGUCCGUUGUGCAGGAAAAAAAAGGAAAUUCUCUCUCUCUUUUGGAGGCGAUGCCCUCUCUUCUUCCCCCGGCUGCGGCGCAUGCGCGACUUCUUCUCCUUUCUCGAAACAGGAGACGGCCGAGGGUCGAAAAACGCCUCUGGAGGAGUUCGCGAGUCCCGUGUCGCGUCAGACCAGCGUCAAGAAAGAGUUGUCUUCCUUUUCGUCGUCUCCGUCGAAUGCUGUUCCAGUCUCCUCUUCAGCUGCGGAUCUCACGCCAGAUGGCCCUGGGGUCUCUGAAAAUCAACGAGGGCGUCCAGAGGAAGAAGUCUGUCCAGGAGACGGAAGCCCAAAGGCGGAGGGGACUCCAAAAAAGAAGAGAGUCGAGUUCGGUUCUGCGUCCGUCGCCGUCUUUGUAGACAGUCCCAGCAGCUACAGAAGCCCGGUGCUCCCUGAUCACUCGACCCCCCUCUCUGACCAGGGAUGCGAGCUCGGAACUUCUCCUUCCUCUGCCUCCGUUUCUUCUUCUGCCUGUCCCCCCGCUGUUUCUGCUUCUUGUCUCUCUUCUUCGCUGAUUGGACCGCCUCGGCCCUCUCCCUUCGAGGAGCUCAAGAAAGCGGCGCGGUGCGACCGUGCGGCAGGCGCAGUGAAUCUCCCUGCACCUUCGGGGCCUCCCUCUGCUCUCUCUUCGCUCUCUUUUCCUUCUCCUCUCCCUCUUCUCUCGCCGGUCUCGUGUGAAGUGGAGAAGCCGAGGGCGGAAGCUGCACCAGAGGGAAACGAGGAGAGCGAGAUACCUUUUCUCGGAGACACAGAGACAGAGACGCUUGUGCAAGAGGGAGAAAACAACACGAUUUCAAAGAGAGUCGACAAGGGUGUACAGACACCUGAGAAGACAAGGGAAUCCGCUUCAGAUAUGCAUGCGGAAGUCUCGCCAACCGCGUUGUCCCAACGUCGAGUUCCCGUUUUUGUUCUCCCGACGCUCGACGAGGCAGGGCCAGAGACUCGACAUCGUUCUCCGACGUCUCUUCUUUCUUCUCUAUCGGGCUCCGUUCAGGUCCUCUCUGUCUCUCCAGAUCUUCUGACUGUGCCGGAGAAACCUCAGCAGCCAGACAGAGGGCCGUCUCCUUCUCUCUUUCGGCCCUCACCUCCGGUUCUCCUUCCUUCCUCGCCUUCACUGCUGCUAUCGGAUUCGUCGCCUUUCUCUGCUCAACCAACGUCUUCUGCGGGUCCUCUGCAAGUCGCACCUCGUUCUGCAGAAACGGCUGCGGUUGCGGCUACGCCUCUUUUUUCUGUGGUAGACGACGCGAGUUCUCGGCGUCCUCCCGUCUCUGUUGACGUAGCUUCCUCUGCGUCAUUGGGUCCUGCAUCUCCCUCUCUCUGUGUUCAUCGAGAAACUCCCCCUCAGACUCUCACGCAGUCUCCCUCUGCUCUUCUUCCUUCGUUUCCUUCUUCCUCUUUCCCCCGACCCUCUUCUUCUCCUUUAGCCUCUUCUUCUCCCGUACCUUCACCUUCUUCUCCCCUACCUUCACCUUCUUCUCCCCUACCUUCAUCUUCUUCUCCCGUACCUUCACCUUCUUCUCCCCUACCUUCAUCUUCUUCUCCCCUACCUUCAUCUUCUUCUCCCCUACCUUCAUCUUCUUCUCCCCUACCUUCAUCUUCUUCUCCCCUACCUUCAUCUUCUUCUCCCCUACCUUCACCUUCUUCUCCCCUACCGUCUUUUUCUUCUCGCGUACGCGCUUCUUGUUCGCCUUUAGCGUCUUCUCCUCUGCCUGUGUCUCCGCUUCCUUCUUCUCCGUUGCCUGCUAGUCGCGGGUCUGCGUGUCUUCCUUCUCUUUCGGGUGCCUCCGUUGCGCGAGCGGCGUCUUCGACUUCCUCUGUUUCUUCUUCUCUCUCGUCACCCCUGUCUCCGUUCGCGGCUCUCGACCCUCUGAACGGCGACGAUCCUUUGUCUCCCCGUCUCCUUUUCGCCGCGGAAGACGGCUCGCGGCGUCUGGGGACGCUCUCCUCUCUUGGAGACUACUUGUCCUCAGUUCGAUCUCGUUUGCUGCUCUGCGGUGAGAAGCAAACUGAGUCCCGGGAGGAGGAAGCUACGGAAGGCCAGGCGCCGAACCGGAUGCAGGAAACGGAGCAGGAAGAGGAGGAAGAGAAAGACGUACAACAUCCCGAGAGCGAAGAAGAGAAGGAGGAACGAAACGGUUUCUGUUUCGACGGAGAAGGCGGCGAAGCAACGCACUUGAGAUCAAGACAGGCAAAUGAGGAAACUGCAGAGGAAGCAGAGGAGACUGGAAGGGAAGCAGAGGAGAAGGCAAAAGAGACAGAGAAGAAAGGAGAGGAGACGAAGGAAACGGAGACAGAGGAAGGUCAAGCAGAAGAGGCAGAGGAGACGUCUGGGGCCAAUGUUGAGCGAGAGCCUGGAGGAGAGGGUGAAGGCGAGUCUUCUUCGUUUUUCUCAGGAGCUGACAUUGCCGUGGAGGACGAACUGCACGCGAAGGAGGAAGAAAAUCGACAAGAAAAUGCUUCCGAUGCCCACUUGAACGUGGAAGAGGUAGCCGUCUACGAAGAGCGGCCCUCUCUGUCGGAAGGCGAGGAGGAGAGAAGCGGCGAAGAUCUGCAACGGGGUCUUUCGCCCACGCAGUGUCUCGACAGCAGACUGUCAUCAGAAGUUUCUUCUCCUCUCGCUUUUCCGGAAAGAGAGCUGGCGACACGAUGCUCGACGGCGACCGGCGAGGAAGAAGUCGAGAGAGGAAUCAGUGAAGCAGCCUCAGGAAACGAUGCUGGAAGAGAGGACGCUGGAGGCGACAGAGAGUGCAGUCCACAGGCACAGGAACGGCGCGAAGCGACAGAAAGGAAGGAAGCCGACUUCGAGGAAGGUUCAACGCAGAGAGUCGCCUGUUUUUCCGUGGAGAAGAAUUUCGAAGAAGAAACGAUGGAGAAACGCAUUUCUUUCGAGAGCUCUUUCACAGAGACAGCGUCGAAGACAAAGGAGGAGAAGCUCCUGACUUUCUCACAGUUUAUCGAGACAGAAGGCGGAGGCACGUCGUUUUUGCAAGAAGAAAUGCUGGAAGAAAUUCCUUUCUCCACGACCGCCUCCAGUGCCUCUUGGCUGUCGGCUGUCCGCCAGCUAGCUUCGUCUUGGUCUCGAGAAUCUCUCCUGCAAGGAGAGACGGAGAAAGACGCGACGAAGACGAGCGCAGAGUGGAAGAAAUUGUGCGUCGCCACUCUCGCGCGUGUCUACGAAGCAGAAGAGAAUCUUCUUGAGGAGGCCUCGCGUCUCUGCGAGGCGUCGCAGACGUUCGUGGACGCAGUGGCACCACGGCCGCCGACGGAGGAAGAAGUCCAUCGCCUGGCGAGCGAACCGUGGGGCUCCGAGAUCUCUUUGACAGUGGAGGAGAGCGAGAGGACACUGCAAGAGAAAGUGCAGCGACUGCGAGACAGAGGCGAAGAAGUGAACUCUCUCAUUAGCCAACUUCAGCAGACCGAGCGAGAAACUGAGAGGCGAGUCGAGGAACUUCUCCACUUUUCUUCCUCGAAUGAGGAUCUUCAGCUUUUGGCGGAGAUUCGUCGCCAGCAGGGCAUCGUCGCGGCCUUCGAGCAGAUGAGCAGCAUGGAGAUUCUCCACUUCAACUCUCGGGGUCUCCUCGUGUCUCUGUCCUGGCCCAAGAGCGCGUUGCCUCUCCUUUCUUCGUCGCGCACAGUGUACCUUUCUGGAGAUACCAGCCAGCACUGGUUUCCUCUCUCGUCCGCAGUCUUCGAAAGAGAAAAAGCCUUCGAGACAGAGGGAGAACGCGCCUCCGACACCGUAUGCCCUUCCGGCGUCGAGAUCGACGGCGUCGCAGGCCUUGCCGCCAACUCCCGCAGCUUCACCAAAGCCGCAGAUGUUGCUCGUUCUGCCACAAUGCCGUUGCCUCUCCCUGUUUGCUCCAGGAACCCCUCUGUCGCUUCCCCACUGCUCCACGCUUCUUCUUCGCUCGCAUGGCCGCCGCCGACGAAGGUUUGUAUCCUGUGGCGUCCGCCAGCUGCAGGACUCUGCGGAGUGGACGGGAGAGUCGACUCGGCCGCCUGUGCGUACGAAGACGAAGAGAGAGAGGAGACGCUGUCUUCUCUCGUUGUCGGCAGACUUGGCGAGGAAGGGAAGAGCGCCUCUUUCGGGAGUGCAUGCGAACAGGGCGAGAGCGGCAUUCUGCGUUUGCAGAAAAUGGGCGAUUCUCUCCGGAUGAGAAGAACGGAGAAAAAAAGCGAGGAGACUCGACGUAUCGGGACCCAAAACGGGGCCCACGCGGCUCGAGAGAGCUCGAGGGCAGGGAGCAACGAGAAAGAAGGCGAGUCUCGUCGCGCGGUCUCCUCUUCCUCAUCGCAUGCGCUGCCUCCUAGUCUCAGAAGGAGCAACAGAGAGAACAAGGAGAAGGAGAACGGGGUCGCGAGAGCAGAGAGACAGAAGAAGAGAUUCGCGGAACUCUGCGAAGCUCGACUCGUCACUCGCUUCCCCUUCCUCGCUGCCCAGAAAGAAAAGAAGAGUAUUCAGAGAACAACGGAGAAGGAAGAACGAGCAGAAAAACGACGACGCUUCUUUUCCGGCGACAUGCGCGCAGCCUCGCAGUUCCGCUUGUCCUCGAAGAAAAACCGAAUGGAGCAGAAAACUGCGGUGUCUGUACACGAACGGUGGCGCGUCGAGAUGGACCGUUUCCGCCGCAGAGCCCUGCAGCUCGCGCAGCAAGAUCUGACUGAACUUCUUCUUGUUCUUCAGCCGUCUCUCCUGUCUUCUUCUCUCAAUGGGAUUCCCCCAGCAGCUUUCUCUGGAUGUUCAAAUACAGCCGAGGGGCGACACACAGAACGGAGAAACUCGCUUUCCUCGUCGCUGGCUGCCUCAGCUAGUCGCCGAACGAGUGUGUGUACACUCGGUUCCUCCCUCGAGCUCCCGUCCUCCGUCGCAGCGUCCACUUCGCCUCUGCUGCAUGCGGCGAACGACUCGCGCGAAGGCGGACACCGAGUUGCGGAGUCGUCUCUUCCUCGCAGAUGCCUUCAGGAGCUCAAGACGAACGAAGGAGUCUCCUCAGAUCCUUCAGAGGCUGCGUGCGUCGCGCGCGCGUCUGGGCAACCCCCCGCAGGCUUCUUCCCCGACAUGUGGAGUGUACGUACACUGCUCCUGCAGGCGCACACGGCGGUCGGGCGCGUCGCGCUUCUCCACGACCAGUUUCUCCUCUUUCUUUUGCGGUUCCGGACGUUGACGCAAGUGUCUUAUCUCUGCAGGAAGAGGAGUGACUCUUCACGGCACCCGGGAAGCGAGCAGAAAGAGGACGACUCCGGAGAAGGGAGAGCGCGCCGAAACGAACGAGAAGAUAUGCUCGCAGUUCGAACGGCUCUGACUCCGCAAGACGCUGAAAUGCCUUCUUUGUGGCUGUGCAUCGAGAUUGACUUGUGCGAAGCUAUGCAGCAAGGCUCCCUGAUCCUUGGAGUCAAGGACGUCUCUGUUGAGCCCAUAGAUGAAGAAGAUCGACGAUUUCCAGACUUUCAACAUGCAUCCCGCAACCUUCUCCAGUGUCUGCAAGACCAUCUAAACUCUCUUUGGACAGCAGGUGGUAGCCUCUCGUCUGUGGGCGAAGCAGCCGCCUUCAGGGACGAGGUUUUUCUUCAGUGGAUUCUCCACUCUGCAAUCGAAUGCGGUUAUGACAGAACGCUGUGGCUGGCCGCCUCGUCCACGUCGAUCUCUUCUCUCUUUCAGAAGAAACGCGUUCUGGAGGAGCUUCGCGGAGAGAAAAGAAGUCUCUUGAAAGCAAAAUGAGAUGUGGAGACAGCCGAGCAACGAAGCGAGAGAACCGAAACGUCGCAACUGUGUCGCAGGCAGACCUACAACGGUCAGGAGACCGGAGAAUGUGGAGAAAAAGAAGAGAGGUGGAGAAGAAAGAAGAAACGCAAAAAGGAGAAGAACGAAGCGGGAGAGAGGGAGGCAGUUGAAGCCUGGAGGUCGUUGAAUUCUACCCGCAAUGGUUGAAUGUUUUCUUGCGUCUUCACAGAACGUUGCGGCUUUUCCUCCAGUCUCCUACGCGUGUUUCUGUCUAUAUUUCGUUCUUUCGAGACCAGCAUGCAUCAUAAAAGGGAAGAUCUGUGAUCUGUGCGAUGUCUGUAUGGAAAGAAAAGCGACUUGCAUCUGAAGGAAGCAACAUCCUGGUAAAAACGAAGGAUUUUUCGUGUGUCGGUUCGAGAGAAGACGCACUUUUUGCGGUUUGCAAGUCCAUGUCAACGCGAGAAAAAAAUCUGAUGUUCCCUGUCUCUCUUGAAAGACAGGUUUCUAUUGUUCUGGCUGAGAGACCGAAACGGCGUAGUCUCGGCUUCAGUUUAGGUUUUUUUCUUUUCAGUUUUCCGUGCUCUCUGACUAAAAGGGCCGUUUGUUUUCUCGUGUACAGAAAUGCGAGCACCUCUGUUUUCUCCUCUCGUCAUGCUUUCCCAGUUUGUGUGUCGUAAAGCGUUUCGCGUUGUGUAUUCAAAUCAAGGGGAAUAGAUUCUUGUGCAUGCAGAGAAUUGUUCAGCGCACUGGAAUUUGGCGAGGCCACAGACGUCCAUUUUUUUGCUCGAGAUGUUCCAACUGUCGAGACGUCUCGCUUCUCUGGUUGUUUCGGAUGCACCUCUCGCGC
Molecule: messenger RNA, 9917 nt
Organism: Toxoplasma gondii ME49
Lineage: Eukaryota; Apicomplexa; Conoidasida; Eucoccidiorida; Sarcocystidae
Exons: 11
Coding region: 284-9067 (2927 amino acids)
Source: RefSeq, a predicted model, not a curated record